Molecule: messenger RNA, 741 nt
Organism: Knipowitschia caucasica
Lineage: Eukaryota; Metazoa; Chordata; Actinopteri; Gobiiformes; Gobiidae
Source: the annotation of a GenBank genome assembly
AUGGUGCUGAUGGGGAAGAAGAAAAAGUUGAAGACAGAGACAGUGCAGACAUCGCAGAAGUCCAGCUCUAGACCAAGACCAGGCAGUGGACAGGGGAGACCCCCCGCCAGGUCCGGACGGGUACGGAGAGGGAAGGACCCUCAGGCUGAGGGCGGACCGCCCCGAGUGGGAGUCAGGCCGACCCGCACCAAGAAAGCACGCUGCCACAGUGAGGACUAUGUCUGGGACAGCAACACAGACUUUACUGACCUAGAAGAGGAGGAGGAGGAGGAGAAGAAGAAGAAAGUAUGGAGCCCGAGUCAAUCUUCAUCAACAGGUUACUGUUUCCACGUGGUUUGUCUCACUGCUGAUCGUGUUGUGCCUCACCUUGUGUUUGUGAUCAAAGUGUCAGCCCGAGAGUCCGACUGCGGGGAAGAGACUGAAGAAGAGACUGAAGAAGAGACUGAAGAAGAGACUGAAGAAGAGACUGAAGAAGAGACUGAAGAAGAGACUGAAGACGAGACUGAAGAAGAGACUGAAGAAGAGACUGAGGAAGAGGACGAAGAGAACAGUUUUAGAUCUGUCACUCCUUCUGACUUUGAAAUGGACGAGGAAUGGAAAAUAGAAGAACCAGAGAUGGAAAUAAUAGAACCAGAGGCACCUUUCAAACUGGAGGGUUGUGGCGUCCAUGAAGAAUGGCGAGCAGAGGACUGGCAGCCGCGGCACAUCCCCUUCACCGCCUUUCCAGGACCUCGAGUGUGA